UUCUCUAACAACUCAAAACACAAAAGUGAGUUCUUGAGAGCUGAGAGCUGAGAGUUGAGUGGUUCUUCUUCAUCUUUCACACACCAAAAACACACACUAAAAACACACACUUAAACUUUCUUUUUUAAUUUUUUAAUUUCCCCUCUGAUAUUCCCCACUUCUCGUCUUUCAACUAUAAAAGAAAUUAUUAUUGAUUUGGGUUUGUUUUUAAAAUGGAUUUAUUAUGAUGAAUUUCUAGAUUAUUAUGAACAUAAAAGCAAACUUUAUUUUUUUUAAUUGAGAGAGAGAGAGAGAGUCAGGUGUUUUCAGAAUAGAGAUCCAUCUUUUUUAAAUUGGGUUCUAUUUCUUUUAGAUUAAAAUCACCUUUUUAGGGGUUGUUUUUUGUUCCCCUAAAGGUUGGUUCUUUAUUUUCUUCAAUAUUUUCUUGAAAAGUUUCUUGAAAAGGGAUUUUUAUUAUUUUUCUUAAAAAUCCCAUCUUUUAUUUUCUUGAUUUUCCUGCUAUUUUUCUUCUUGGGAAAUCAUAUUUUUAUUAAUUUUAUUUUUAAAUAGUUUUUGUGAAUUAAAAAUUGAAAAAAAAAAUUUAAAAAAAUGAAUUUCUGGAAUGACAUUGGAUUUCAGCAAUCAACAUCAGGUGGUGAAUUAAUGGAUGCACUUGUACCUUUUAUAAAAAGUGCAUCUAUAAACUCUCCAAAUUACCAAAACACCCUUCCUUUUUCCACCCCUUCCACCUCUUAUCCAUGCCCCUUUUCGUCUUUUCCCCCUCCCCCUAUCUCUUCUUCUAUCUCCACUAUCCAUUCACAACCCGGUUUAUACCCGGAUUACACUAUCCAACACCAAACCGGGUACGGGUUUGGGUACGGUCAACCCGAAGUAUUAACUGGGUCAAACCCAUUACCCGAAUCCCAAAUUUACCAAACCCAACCCACUCAUUGGCCUCAAAAUAACUUGAAUUUCAUUGACCCGGAUCUUAUACCCGAGUCACAAUCCGGAUCCGGGUCAAAACUCGGGUCACCUCCAAAACCGGUUAAGCUUUACCGCGGUGUGAGACAAAGACACUGGGGAAAAUGGGUAGCGGAGAUCCGCUUACCCAAGAGCCGGACCCGGCUUUGGUUGGGUACAUUCGACUCAGCUGAGGAAGCCGCGCUGGCUUACGAUAAAGCGGCUUACAAGCUGCGUGGAGAAUACGCGCGGCUCAAUUUCCCACAGCUUCGGCUCGACUCGGCUCAAAUGACCGACUACAAGCCGUUACAUUCUUCGGUCGUCGCUAAAUUGCAAACAGUUUGUCAACGUUUGGCUGAAGGAAAGUCGGUUGACGGGUGUAAGAAGUCCGGUUCACGGCGGUCGGCGGCUAAGAAGGUGGCGGCGGAGCCGGAGGUUGUAAAGGCGGAAGUGAUCAACGGCGAAGGUUCUGAUAACUCUUCGCCGUCGUCAGAGUUGACGUUCCCCGAGUUUACGGGGGACGACAACGUCUGGCCGGAGUAUUUUUCGUUGGAGGAAUGUCCGUCGUAUGAGAUCGAGAUCGAUUGGAAUUCGAUCUAGUGUGGCAAGGAAAUAGAAAAACCGAACGAUGAGAGUGUAAAGCGUAUUUUGUAAGUUGGGAUAAAUUUAGGGUUUAUUUUUGUAAUUUAGGGAAGUUGAGCCAACUUGUAUUGAGUUUUAGGCAAAUACAGAGCUCUUCACUUCAUUGUAGUUUGGUAAUUUUGUAUUUUUUAAUUUGUUGUCUUUGGACUAUGGGAGAAUUUAUGAAAUCCCGUUUUUGUCCAUUAUUUUA
Messenger RNA from Helianthus annuus (common sunflower), 1771 nucleotides. Its product is annotated as ethylene-responsive transcription factor RAP2-4. The transcript has a single exon. The coding region runs from base 589 to 1539 and encodes 316 amino acids. Gene Ontology annotation, biological process: regulation of DNA-templated transcription. NCBI's taxonomy places the organism in Eukaryota, Viridiplantae, Streptophyta, Magnoliopsida, Asterales, Asteraceae. The record is from RefSeq and is a predicted model, not a curated record. Gene Ontology annotation, molecular function: DNA binding; DNA-binding transcription factor activity.